This is a messenger RNA of Suillus clintonianus, 1881 nucleotides long. Its product is annotated as acyl-CoA dehydrogenase NM domain-like protein. Gene Ontology annotation, biological process: fatty acid beta-oxidation using acyl-CoA oxidase; lipid homeostasis. Lineage: Eukaryota; Fungi; Basidiomycota; Agaricomycetes; Boletales; Suillaceae. Gene Ontology annotation, molecular function: acyl-CoA oxidase activity; fatty acid binding; FAD binding. The transcript is spliced from 8 exons. The record is from RefSeq and is a predicted model, not a curated record. The coding region runs from base 56 to 1753 and encodes 565 amino acids. Gene Ontology annotation, cellular component: peroxisome.
CGGACGAGAAUAAGGGUCCCAACCGUAGCAUACUACUCUUCCCCCCACUCGCUUCAUGAUGACACCCACAUUUCAGCUUCCACAGUCGGGUCUAUUCAGGAAACGCUCCGAGCUCCUCAGCCGUGAUGCUCGAGUGGUUCUUUCAUACGAGAGGGCCAGGGCUAUUGGCCUAGCACAUGGCAUCACUCUUCAUGACACUUUGGAUUUGACGAAAAAAUUCUGGGACUUGCACACAGACCCCAUCUUGGGUUUGGAUGGGGCCGCGACCACGCUGCUGACAAUCCAAUACAAUUUGGUGGCAGGAACACUUGCACAAUAUGCUGCGACUACGAGACCUGAAUUGGUUCCUCUCGUCGAGGACCUUCUUCGAUGGAAUGUUAGUGGCCAAUUCUGCCUUACCGAGUUGGGGAGAGGUCUAGACAUCUUCCGAAUGAAGACAUCAGCAACACUUCUCCCAUCGGGCGAAUUUGAUCUUCAUACGCCUUCGCCCUCGGAUGCAAAAUUCAUGCCGCCGACUGUUCCAGUGAAAGGUCUGUCAUGUAUCGCCAUUGUUUUCGCACAACUCUACGUGAAUGGUGAAUGCCGUGGACCUAGACCGUUUCUAGUCAACAUAAACGAUGGAUAUGAUAUGUGCAUUGGGGUGACUGCGAAGCUACUACCUCCUAGAGGAGGCUCGACUCCCGUCAACCAUUCGCUGACAAACUUUCAUCAUGUCCGCCUACCGCCUUCAGCCCUUCUGGGGAACCUCAACAAGUCCGACAGAAUACAUCGUGACUUUAUGUCCUCCAUAUGGCGUGUCGCGGUCGGGUCGCUAGCACUUGGCUCAAUUACAGUCCCUAAUUUCCAGGUGUCAUCAUACAUCGCCGCGCGUUACUUUCAGCGUCGUCAUGUCACCGGCGUGCAUGGAAAGCUUGUACCCAUACUUUCAUUCCGGACGCAGCAGCUCCCUUUAAUGCAUGCCAUCGCUCAGGCAUUUGUGCUAAAAGCGCUAUUUAAAUGGGCUAUCGAAGCGUUCAUGGACAAGAAUCUUGAUGUUCGUGUGCGACAUGGCGUCGCGGCUUGCUGUAAGGCAGUCGGGGUUCAACACGCACAGGUUGCAAAUUGUGCCCUGUCUGAAAGACUCGGAGCUCAAGGCCUCUUCGAAUAUAAUCAACUGUCCAAUAUUUAUAGCGAGAUGAGGGGAAUUAGCAUUGCUGAAGGCGACAUUCUAGGGUUAUCCAUGCGACUCGUGGCAGAUACUUUGGCGCAGACGUACACGUUACCACCCUCGACACACCAAGACAGCCCUCUUGCAUUGCAUGAAGUCUCGUUAUUCGAGGAGGCAACUGAGACAGUCUCCUCCUCAGCCGACUUCACCCAAGCGUUCAUGCAAUACGUACAGCCGCGCUGUCAGCUGAUGGUCGAGUCUAUGGGACACCGCAUGGCCUAUGACGCUGCCAUCGACCAAGGCGUUUCACAGUAUCUCAUCGAUCUGUAUCUCAUCAACGCAAUCAAGACGGAUUCAGCGUGGUAUGUAGAACGUGGUAUGUUUACGCGGCAGACCAUCAUGCGUAUGGAGGAUGCUGCUUUGUCGGCAGCUUUGCCCCACCUGGACGAGUUGCUCGCCGAGAUGAAGGUUGAGCCAUACAUCACGUCACCCAUCAUAUCAGAUGAGCGAUGGGAGGCAUUUAGCAAGACAUUGCCUGUUUAUAGCUCCCCUUGGGCUGAGACAUCGCAGCAGAAGCCUUUCGUUUUGGAGCGGGCUCGACUGUGAUGCAAGCUCUCAGUUGUGAUGUUGUUUUGGCCUUGCAUAGAAAUACGGUGGAUAGUUUUUGACGGUUGGAAUUGCUAGUCAGGUUACUCAUAAUUAGGGUUUGUCUAUUCUAUUAGUGCUAAAGGGGG